AUGUUCCCACCACCACCUUUCAAGAUGCCAGUAUUAACUGCACACAUUGAAGUCUCAGUCACAAUCAAUAAGAGAAUUGGUAUUGGACAGUCUUACAUUGUCUUCCUGGAGUCAUUUGCUGAUUCCACAUGUGCAGUGAAAGUUGAACAACAAGAAGGACUUGAUAUAGUUCACAAUGAUGUUUCACCAAUGAAUUGUAUCAGUGCCUCAUGUUUCAAUUAUAAUUAUGGUGGUGAUAGUGCAAUUGACCUCACACAUGAAAUUAUAGAUGAGAAACCUGUGGAUGUUAUCUUAAUUGAUUGGGCAUCAGCCACCCCAGCAUUUGCAAUUGAAGAAGAACCUGGUAUAUGCAUAUACUUUGCUUUGGAUGUGAUCAAUCUUCCAGAUAAUGAUGGCAUAGGAUUAUUUGUGUCAUGGGCUCAGUCUCUUAACAGGAUGGCAACAGUAGAUGAGAUUAAAUACAAU
Molecule: messenger RNA, 465 nt
Organism: Paraglomus occultum
Lineage: Eukaryota; Fungi; Glomeromycota; Glomeromycetes; Paraglomerales; Paraglomeraceae
Source: the annotation of a GenBank genome assembly